Messenger RNA from Haliotis rubra (blacklip abalone), 8166 nucleotides. RefSeq lists its product as uncharacterized. The record is from RefSeq and is a predicted model, not a curated record. The transcript is spliced from 31 exons. The coding region runs from base 2185 to 7608 and encodes 1807 amino acids. NCBI's taxonomy places the organism in Eukaryota, Metazoa, Mollusca, Gastropoda, Lepetellida, Haliotidae. Gene Ontology annotation, molecular function: calcium ion binding.
ACGAGAGAAUCUGGCGUGACAUCCCACAAGCCAUCCUUGCACGUUUGAUAGGCUCUAUGCGUACUUCUCUAUUCCGUACCUUGGAAUCUAAUGAGAUAUUUAGAGCAAUCAACAUAUUUUCUCCAUUAUGCAAUCAGAAGGAUCACAAAACCACUGUGUAAAACUUUUUAAUAAACUGGAAAAAUGUCCCUAGAGAACUACUUAGUAAUUUCCAUAGUAAUAAAAUGUAAACCAUACUGUUAUAAUAUACAUGUAGAUGUCAAAUAGUCUUUAGUUUUAGCAAUAAUGUCACUGUCAUUAUGAUAACUUCAUCAUCUGUCAUGGCCAUUAGCAUUAAACUCCAGCAGUGCUUGACCGAACUGUCCACCAGUGGUUAUCGGUUUGUUGAAAAACUGUCUGAAUAUACAAGUCACUGCUCCAUCCUGCAGUUCUCAAGAUUGUGCUCAGAGGAACCCUCACACAUGCAGCUGCACUUGUUGCAACACUAUGGAGACUGAAAAUGCCCAUAUUCAUGCCAACACAUAUCACGUUUUAUCCAUCUGCAUAUGGUGUCUUUGGUCACUCGUUUAUGUGGCUUAUGGACACAUAGAGAGGACAGUCUCAUUACCCCUUAAACUACUUCUAACAUACAGGUAAUCACCUAGUACUCUAACUAUACACAGCUUGGGAUCUGAGAAGCCAGGUAACGUUAUCUCCCUUUUGUGAUAUGAAGGCCUGGGCUGUUUCAAUAAGACCCCAAAUCUUAACUUCACAUACUUCUCUCUGAUAUCCAUGUUUCUACAAUCAAGCAUGUGUAGUGAUUGCACUCUCUGUCCAGAUAGCAAAAGCAGCAUCAUGGCAAGUGUAUGAGUUAGAGAUUUUAGUUCAUUCUUAGGCACAUCCUUCAAGUGUUGUAGAACUAGAGACACAUCCCAUGUCACAUUGUACUUGGGUAAAGCAGGUCUAAGGUGGAAAAUCCCUUUCAUAAAGCGGAUAACUAAUACAUACUGUCCAAAACUAUUAUUGUCUAUUUUCACAAGUGUUGACAAAGCCGAUCGAGCUAUAUUUAUAGCGGAGUAGCUCAGACCUUGUUGGUAUGGUCUCUACAAGAAGUUAAGACCCUCUGCUACAGAUGGUGAAAGGGGAUUAACACAUCUCUCACUGCAAAACAACACCCACUUUUGGAUAUAAGGCCCAUACUGCUUGUGGGUGGAACUUUUCCAUGAUUGCAGUAUGCCGUUGAUAACUGGCUCCAGAUUGCCUUGACUUUCCAGUACUUUCCUGAUAAGCUGAAUGCUGUUAGCUUCAGCUUCCCGCGCAAUUGGUGUACUUCUUCGGCGUUGUUGGCUAGUGUCAGAAGGGACUUGGACUUUGGUAGCAGCCUGGGACAGUCUGUUGAUAAUUCCAGUAGCUUGCUGAACCAACACUGAGUUGGCCACAGUGGAGCUAUCAUCAGGACAUCGGCUAUAUCCAGCUUGAUUUUCUGCUGCACUUUCCCCAAGACACUGAAUGGACAGAAGAUAUAGUCAAAACUAGAUUUCCAUGACAACCUGAAAGCAUCCACAACUUGUGCACCAGGGUCAGGGAACCAUGAUAUAUAUCUAGGUAACUGGUUAUUCAGUCUUGAUGCAAAUAAAUCUCUACAUGAAACUCCAAACUCCUUAGUUUAUAGAAGAUAUUAUGAUCUAACUUCCGCUUUUUGUCGUCAGUGACAUUUCUCGAGUACCAAUCAGCUUCACAGUUGCACCAUAACCACAUUGUUCUUGUCAUAUCAUUACAGCUGGGCGUAGUACCUCCCAUAUUAUUCACAUAAGCCACAGCAGUGGUAUUGCUCAGUUCAAGUCUAAUGUGAGUAUCAUGUGCCCCAUACAUGAUGACUGCAAUGUAAGGAAAGCAGCAUAUAUAUCAUGGAGGUUUAUGUGCUUUCCACUUUAUUAGCCAGACCAUAGCCCACCUGUCUUGUGAUUUGCCUCAACGAUGAUAAACGGCGACAGAGGUCACACACGCAUAAAGACGACGGAGCACGACUCCGCUAUCAUUGUAACUCACUUGGAGAGAAUUUGCUGUGGCCAGAUGUUGUUGGUCCGUCAUGGAGUUCUUGGAAACGAAAGCUGAUACUGGCUGACCUAUGAUAUUAUCUCCAUCCAUGAACCCCCGAACACAACUCCAACAGCAACCGCCGAGAAAGAGACAAACAUAGAUAGGAUGCACUUACAAUGUCUCCUUGUGAUUAUUUUAUGUGGAAUAAAAAAGUGCAUCAGCUGUGGAGAUGGCGGUGGAAACGAAGAUCGAAAUCAUCCACCUACCAUAACCUGCCCAAGUAUAAAAAGCAAUUGGAUUGCUGACAAACGAAAGACCACAACAACAAUACACUGGGCUGCACCUGAGGUCAGUGAUCCAGAUGGAGAAACCUUAAGUGCUGUCCUGAAGAGUGGUCAGGGGUCAGGAUCAAAGUUUGGACGUGGUAGCCAUGCUGUAGCAUACACAGUGACGGAUAGUGAAGGCCUGACUGCUCACUGUAUGAUGAAUUUUUACGUUGAGGUGAAAGAAUGCCGUCGCCCUAAUUAUAUACGGAAUGGGGAUCACACAUGUGACGGUCGCAUUUAUGGUAGUAUAUGCUCUUUCCAAUGCAUUGAUGGCUACAAAUUGGUUGGGAAAUCUGAAAUCAGCUGCAAGGAAAACGAAAGAUGGACUUUUGACGUACCGACGUGUCAAGCAACUGAAUGUCCUCAACUAUUACCACCACAAAAUGGCCUGGACUACCGCUGUACAAAUGGAUGGACGUUUAAGAGCAUUUGUUGGUUGACUUGCAACGAGACGAAUGGUUUUGCACCAGUCAGGGGACAAUGGACGAUGUGUACCAAAGACCAGUCAUGGACAACAAACGAUAUGCAGUGUGAAGAUAUUCAACCACCACAAAUCAAGAAUUGUCCUUCAACAACAAUCCUGAAAACAGCUGACCCAGACGCUUCAACUACUUAUGUUCAGUGGCCAGUUAUUACUGUGUCUGACAACUCAAAAGAACCUAUUCCUCUGCGCAGUCCUUCUGCUUUACCAAGUGGUGGAACAUUUCCUGUUGGCACACAUAUUGUUAGUUUCACAGCAUCAGAUCCAUCUGGCAACAAGGCUGAACCAUGUUUCUUCCUUUUGAAAGUGCAAUCUGUGACAUGCGAUCCACCACGCUUUGAUGACAAGUACCUGGAUACGCCGGGUUGUCUGAACUUUCGUGAGGGUGCUUCAUGUAAACUGGAAUGUGAACUUGCCAUAACACUGGUAGGAGAGAAAUACAUCACUUGCAAGAAAGAGACGAACGGAGAGGACGGACACUGGGUGUAUGGCUCGUAUGACGCCCCGAAUCUCGAAAAGUCGUAUUGCAAAGUACACAAGUGCAAACCUUUACCUGCUCCAAACAAUGGGGCCAUGGUCUGUGACAGUUGGACAGGGGGUAGUCAAUGUCAACUGCAGUGUAAUGACGAUUAUGACAUUCCGGACUCCGUCUCCUUACAGAAACUGUUCCUCUGUGGAAUAGAUACAGGGAAGUGGCCCACUGAUAUUGUACCCAACUGUACAUACCGUGCAGACAGUGAUGGAUUUCGUAUGGAUGAAAUAUAUUACUUCACUGGAAGAUGUAAUCAGAUGAAGGAAGAAAUUAAGAGAAACUUCCUUAAGGCAAUGAAAAGUAGAAAAGUUUGUUCAGAGAAAUAUUGCAGCAUUGAACAUGUCACUAUCAGGUGUGGUGAUGAAGUUGAUGAUGACAUUCUGGAUUUUCGUCGAAAACGCUCAAUACGCAGAAGUGAUAGACGUCGUAGAAGAAAAUCGUCUAACUACAUUUAUUUCAAUAUUGUGCUACGAUCUGACUUGAAAUCACAAUCGUUUUCCAAAACCAAGCAAAAUUAUGUCUCAAGACUGAAGCACAUUGCCAGAAAAAUAGCAAGAUCAUCAUUUCAUGCUGGUGGCCAGCUUAUCAAAGCCUUUAAAGUUCGAGUGAGAGAUGCAGUUCCAGUUUGCAAACCAGGAUAUAAAGUUGGCUUCUUUCACAAGGACUCAUGUGUGCCUUGUCCAGAGGGAUCCUACUUCAACUUUACCAGAAACGAAUGCAUGGCAUGCACCUAUGGAUACUAUCAGGAGCAUAAAGGGCAGCUGAGCUGUUCAGUGUGUCCAGAAAAACAGACCACUUUAACUCUGGCCAAUACAAACAGUUUAUCUUGCAAAGAUAUGUGUGUGCCUGGCACUUUCUCUAAGACUGGUGUAGUUCCCUGUAUUCCAUGCCCGCGUGGUACAUAUCAAGAUCGCCAUCAUAUGGAUGAAUGUGUUAGGUGUCCCAGUGGCGAAACAACACUGGAUGAAGGCGUUUCUUCAGCAUCAAACUGCUCUGCAUAUGACAUCCUGUUUCAAGGACCUGUUACAAUUCCAGUGGAAGGCAGCGUUCAAUCGUCCAUUUGUGACUUUACCUUUGCUGUGUGGGUCAAGGUUGAAGAUGUAGACUAUGGUGACAUAAAAUUCCAAAUCUACAGUCCCAUAAUAAAAACUGGGAUUGAAGUGUCCAUCUCGUCAGACAUCAAGGUGAUUCUUAGAAACAGAUAUGAAUUGCUUGUGAAGGAUGUCGUGGACACCACGUGGACUCAUGUAGCUGCUGUAUGGUCAAGAAAUCGUCUCACUGUGUAUGUAAGAGGGAUGGCUGUAGCAGAAAAAGAAUAUGAAAGUGCACCCAGGUGUCCUUCGCCAACAACAUCAGUUAUGACAAUAACUAUCAGGGAUCAUGCAUAUAUGUACUUGCGAGAUCUCAAAUUCUGGCCCUCGGAUAAGGCUGAUGCUAUCAGAAGACUCACUGCUUCAUGCAACUCACAUCUCAGAGAUGCCGUCUUUUCUUCUGAACAAAUCAAAAUGCAUUCUCGCGGCAGAGUGUAUAAAGUUAUUCCAAGCACUUGUCUCAAACCUGAUGUUUGUGCUUCAAGUCCAUGUGGAGACAGCAUCUGCAUUCCUACCCGCAACGGAUUCAAAUGUUUUUGCAGAGGAGGUUUCUCUGGGGAAAAAUGUGACGUGCCACCUGAUUUGUGCAAAGACAAUAUUUGUAGGCAAAAUGCUACCUGCCUGGCAUCAGGGCUUGGAUAUCGAUGUGUCUGUCCUCCGGGUUAUAGAGGAGAACUGUGCGAGUUUGAAAUAGCUGAUGGUGGGUGGAGUAAGUGGAUGGAAUGGAGUGAGUGCUCAGUAACCUGUGGAAAUGGAACAAGGAAAAGACAUCGUUUCUGCACUAAUCCGCCACCAGAUAGACAUGGGAAGACAUGUCCUGGUAACAAGCAGCAUACAAUCUAUUGUGAGAAACAGACAUGCCCAGAAUGUAAUAAGGAGGAUCUAGUGGCUGGGAAAGGCAUAAUUAAGACGUGUGACAUACAAACCAAGUCGAUAACAUGUCAAGUCAAAUGCAAGCAUGGCUUGGUGUUUCCAGAGAAGCCAUUUUUAUACACCUGUGGAUAUGGCAUAUGGACACCAACAAGACAAACUGUCUCAUGUACAGAUCCAGUGACUCCACUCUCUGCAGGAAUUAACUACACAGUGGUUUUUGACAACUCUGUGGUAACACCUGGCCUUAUCGGCUCCAAGCUGCUCUCUGUGGGAAACAGUUUCGAUUGUGUGAGAAGUAAUACUUGUUCCAUUCACAUUGAGUCGUCAGUGUGUCAUAAGAGUAUAGCAAACUGCAAUAAAUUUGAUGGUCACCACUACGGUUUUCUCACUGUCAGGCGCAAUGUACCACAAGGACCAAUUGAUGUAUCAAGAAUUCAGAAGAGCACGAAAGUAAUGACAUACUUAGGACCGCUGUUUGCAACAUGGAACGUCUUCACCCAUACCAGUGACGAACCAACAAUGACUGAACGCAGAGCACUAGAAAUAUCAGUUGUCAACGAUUCACUUCUAGUACACCCAUAUGAUCAUCCAUCAUUGGCAUUUGAAGUUCCAGGUCAGUUUGGGAACAUCCUGAGAACUUGGCACUCACUUGAUGACACGAACUGGGAGGUUAGACGUGAAAAUUAUACAGAUUUCUACAUGAACGUAGACCAGCAGCAACCCUUAAAACCAUCAUUCAUGUCAGCUGUACAGAUGAUGACGUGUCCAAAAGGUGCCAUCCAAGGUGGCGUGUUUUGUGUCAAGUGCCCUCCUGGAAAGAUAUUUGAAAAUAAAAAGUGCAAGGUAUGUCAACAUGGGUUCUAUCAGGACAAAUCUGGAAUGUCAUCUUGUCAUGCAUGCCCUGGAUUCAAGACUACGGAACUCAAGGGAAGCCCAGACAUCUUGCAGUGUACAGACACGAAUACAUCGGAGCUUCGACUGCUGUUUGGUAUUGGUGACUCAGAAUUUGGAAUUCUUAACCUUCACAGCAUGGCAUUAAGUUUUGUGGCUGUUGAGAGAUACGGUGGAAUAGUUGAUCAUCUCGUCUACAAUCAGAGGGAUCAGUUUGUUUAUUUCACCACACAGUCCCCAGCCGCAAUCGGGAGAGUAAAAAUGAAUGGACUUGACCAGGAAUUGCUCUUCCAAUUCCAGAAAGAGAUUGUGAUUACCGGUCUAGACAUAGACAGUGCCUCUGACCUCUUGUUCUACACAACGUCUUCUGGGGUGCUUUCAACCCUUCACGUCAUAUCUGGUGCUGAACUGAUACUCCUAGCCAACCUCACCCAACCACGAGGACUUCGGGUGAACCAACAAUUUGGCGUAUACUGGGUCGAGAAUGACAGAAUAAUGUACUUGCGGCAUGGAAGUAAAAUGGCUCACAGUGUAUUGAAUGACUCCUACGCUGUAUGGAACCCCACCCUUCACAAGCAAGACAACAGAAUACUAUGGCAAAGCUACAACAGGCUGCGGGCGGCAAACAUCAAUGAUUCCAAUUCCCAAACUUUAGCAACUAAUUUCACGUCCAGAUUUGGCAUUACAGACAAAUAUUUCUUCUAUGUGGACAGCAAUGCAGUACUGAUGCGAGUAAAUUCUGACCUGAGUGCUAGGGCAGCUGUAUAUACUCUGCCAGCCGCUGUCACAAGAACACGACUGGUCAACAUAACGGAUGAUCCUAACUUUGUGAAUAUCUGCAGUGCAGUGCGGAAUAAUUGUGGUCAAGGAUGUUUCCCCAUCAGUCAAACCAAACGAGUUUGCUUUUGUGCAUAUGACUACACACUUCAAAAGGAUAACAGCACCUGCCGAGAAGACUUUUCCACGAAACUUCUAACAUCUGACUCAAGAGUUUGGAUGAAGCCAGCAACAUCGGAUUUCUCUGUGCCUCCUAGCAUGACCUUGCGCCUCAAGGUGAAGACGUGUCAUUCUGCUCAACUAGCACUGGCUGAGACAAACAGACGUUUGUACCGCAUUGAUCUUGGUCUCAAAAGGGGAAACUUCACCGAGAUGUCAAUCAAGAAAAUCUGGCCAAGCAGACCUCCUGUCACUUUAGCUCAUAAGGAUAUCAGCAUACUUAACUGUAACACGUUUAAAUAUGUGUGGCUGGAAUGGGCCGACAGAACCCUGAGGGUGGGAGGUGGUAUGAAAGUUGGCGAUCAACUGAUCUUAAUUGCCAAGGAUUCAUGGCCAUUCGAUGUGAAUUUUGUUAUGUUUCGGAGCGGCAUCAAUUCUACAUCUGAAUGGCAAUUCUAGAUGUAGUCGAAAAAAUAAACACUCAAUACCCUGAAAAUAGGCAAAGACAAUUAAUACUGGUGUAGACCUUCUACGGUGGCAUUUACAACAACAAAAAUGGGUCACUUUUGUAAUUUAUGAAAAGUCACCAGUCUUGAAACGCUCUGAGUUUAACAUUUCGAGAAAAUCCUAUUCACGCCCAAUCACUGAUUGUUUUCAACUACGCCCAGGAAGUGAUAAUAGUCAAGAAUAAGUAUCUGAUCUGAGGAAUGGUGGAUGGGGUCCAGAUGACAUAAUGUUCGGGGUGAGAUCAUAUGCCGGGAUAAUUGUGUUGCAUUCGGUGACAUAACACAAUGAGAGGGUCAUGCUGAGCCUAUCUGUAGACUGCACGUGGGAUGUUCAAACCAUGCCAGUUAUCCUCAUAUAUUGUUAUGUCACCUUAGCAACUGGAGCUGAACGACUGAACUUCAUGCUAAUCGAUAACGAUGCAUGGUUCUGACAUUUUACUUCUAUUUAUCAAAUAUUGAUGUGAGAACGCUUAAGGUGGUGAUAUCCUUAAAAGACACCUUGCUGGCGCUA